UCUUCCCUGGGCACGGGUGGGGACAUAAACAGAAGAAGCUGUGUUGCUCCUCUGCGGCUCGGUUGUGGGAUAGAGAGAAAAAUGGAUAAAAAGAUGGAGACAGAGGAUCUGGAGACGCGUCUUCACACUCUGGAGAGUCGAGUUUAUGGCGAAAGAAGAAACAAAAGUGGAAAACCCGCCAAGUGUGCAGAGUCUUUGGUCAGGAUCCAGGCAGGUCUGACAAACACAGCCAACAAAAGAGAACGAGUAAAGAUCCUGCACAAGAAGAUUGAGGACCUUAUGAAGUACCUGGACCCCCAGUUCACGGACCACAUCACCGUACCUGACGCUAUGAAAUUGGAGUUCAUCCUCGCUGAGGAGGACUUCCUGCUCUCCCAGGCUGCUUUGCUGGAGCAGGUCAGCAGCCUCCAGCCGCUGCUGGACAGCACCUACAUCAGAGAUGUACCAGAGCACGCUACCAAGUUGCAGCGUCUAUCUCAGAUUCACAUUAAAGAACAGGACCAAACUGAAGUUCAGUCGCAAGAAGUAAAGAAGCUUUUUGAGGAAUACAACAAAAUGAUGUUCCUGCUGUCCAAGCAGUUCACCCAAUGGGACGAGACCCUGAGAAAGAUGGAGGAGGCUAAGGGCAUCCGGCCUGUGGAGUAGUAAUGGCCAAUGCACACUUCUGAUGAGGAUGGUGACAGUGAAGAAGACGGCUCUGUGGUGGGAGCUUUAGACCAGACAAGUGUUUCAUAUGUUGCUUUUUUCCCUAAUAAGUCAGUAAAAAUGAGACACAAAAACAACUAAAACAUCUGGGAGUUCGAUAGAACGAAGAAAUUAAAUGAACAAAUACAUUUUAGAUUUCUGUCAUCACAGCUGCAGACUGAUGUGUUGGUGCUGUUGUCCAGAAUGUGUCACUUAUCCUGUACCACUCAUCCAAUCCCACUUGUACAGUAAAAGUCUUCAGCCACCUGAAGAAUCUGGCUCCCAUCACGUGACGUGUGGCUCAGACAGCUCGGAGAUGCCGCUGUUUAUUUAUUUUAAGAUACGUUUUUUUUUAUUCUUGUAUGUUGACUUCAGUUUUAAUGCAUUCCAACAUUUAUUCUCUGCUGCAAGUCUAUCAUAACACUCGAUCCCACAAAACCAUAAAGUAGCUUUGCUAUUCGUACCAGAGUACUGAUUUAAACUACAAAAACUGUCCCAUACGUGUAACAUGUCAAAUAGCAUGACUGUAGUUGAUACAAUAAAUAUUAUUACAUGAUUU
Paralichthys olivaceus (Japanese flounder) is the source of this 1243-nucleotide messenger RNA. It is a transcript of the gene dctn3, whose product is annotated as dynactin 3 (p22). Gene Ontology annotation, biological process: cytoskeleton-dependent cytokinesis. The record is from RefSeq and is a predicted model, not a curated record. Gene Ontology annotation, cellular component: dynactin complex. NCBI's taxonomy places the organism in Eukaryota, Metazoa, Chordata, Actinopteri, Pleuronectiformes, Paralichthyidae.